Mycena indigotica is the source of this 3387-nucleotide messenger RNA. Its product is annotated as Insulin-degrading enzyme. Bases 34 to 3387 code for a protein of 1117 amino acids. NCBI's taxonomy places the organism in Eukaryota, Fungi, Basidiomycota, Agaricomycetes, Agaricales, Mycenaceae. Gene Ontology annotation, cellular component: cytosol; mitochondrion. The record is from RefSeq and is a predicted model, not a curated record. The transcript has 17 exons. Gene Ontology annotation, molecular function: metalloendopeptidase activity; metal ion binding. Gene Ontology annotation, biological process: peptide catabolic process.
CACGGUCUUGCCACCAGCUCGAUUCGCGCGCGAAUGGCCACCACCGCCGAUUGGACGCGCGUCAACCCAACCACGGCACCGCCGUUCUCCGUGUUCAACAAGCCCCUCCAACAGUCCGCUCAAGAUGACCGCGACUAUCGAUUAAUCCGCCUCGAGAACGGCCUGGAAGCCAUUCUUGUUCAUGAUUACAAGGCGGAUAAAGCUGCCGCGAGCUUAGAUGUUGCUGUUGGCCACUUGCAUGACCCCGAUGAUAUGCCUGGGUUGGCCCACUUUUGCGAGCAUCUUCUGUUCAUGGGAACCGAACAAUUCCCAAAGGAAAAUGAGUACUCAGAGUACCUUUCCAAAAACAACGGCAGCUCCAACGCAUACACAGCAACGUCCAACACAAACUACCAUUUCAACGUUGCUACCACCGCCCUCUCUGGGGCUUUGGAGCGUUUCUCAGGCUUCUUCCAUUCGCCACUCUUCGCACCAUCGUGUACCUCGCGCGAGCUCAAUGCGGUGGAUUCUGAACACAAGAAAAACCAUCAGCAGGACAUGUGGCGGAUAUUCCAACUGAGCAAGCAUCUUAGUGUCGAAGGACAUGAAUGGCGCAAGUUUGGCAGCGGAAAUCGCGAGUCACUGUCAGAGGCCGCUAAACGACUUAAAGCGAGGGGGCGACUGGAGUCCCAGACUGCCAAUGGCCAUCUUGCUGCAUCGCCCAUUCCCUCCCGCUUGGCGUCCCCUGCACCAUCUGUUUCAUCUGUAGAGAGUGAGUCUGAGGCGGACGGAGGUGCAAUUGGUCGCGAAACUCGCCGGAGAUUGAUCGAAUGGUGGUCAAAUGAGUACUGCGCGAGCAGGAUGCGAUUAUGUGUCAUCGGAACAGAGUCUCUGGAUGAACUCGCGGAAAUGGCCUCAAGAUUGUUUUCACCAAUUGUUAACCGAGGCGCGGACCCGUUGCCAAUGGUCACCUCGUCGCCAAUUGGGCCCGACCAGAAAGGUACAUUUGUAGCGGUUCAAACUAUCAUGGCCUUCCGCUCGAUGGAGCUAUCUUUCCCUGCUGAGUGGCAACCCCCAUUUUGGCGCCAUAAACCGCUAUCAUACAUCUCCCACUUUGUGGGACAUGAGGGUCCUGGAUCGAUUCAUUCGUACCUGAAAAACAAAGGUUACAUUACUGCCCUGGGUUGCUCUCCACAGAACCUUGCUCGUGGUCUCGCUGCUUUCAAAAUCACCUUAACGCUCACGGUAGACGGACUACAGAAUCAUCGCGAGGUUGCGCUUGCUGUCUUCAAAUACUUGUCCCUCCUUCGAAACUCCACUCUCGAACCGUUCCACCAGAAGGAGCAAGUCCAGCUCUCUGAAAUCAAAUUCCGGUUCAAGGAGAAGAGUCGCCCGGAUAGUUAUGCGACGUGGGUUGCCGAAUCCAUGACACGUCCUGUUCCUCCGGAGCUUACGCUCUCUUCUUCUUCCUUGGUCUGGGACUGGGGAGAAGACGGGUUCGGUGAAUCCAAAGUUCGUGAAUAUUUGGCGGAGCUCAAGCCCGAAAAUGUACGAAUCACGUUGAUGGCCAAGGCCGACGAGCACCUCAAGCUUGCUCCCAAUGCAGUUUGGGAGAAGGAACCGUGGUAUGGUACCGAAUACUUUGUCAACAAACUGGAUUCGGAAUUCUUGCAAAAAGCACAAGAGCCUAAUGAUAUUCCUGAAUUCCAUCUCCCUGGCCCCAAUCUAUUCAUUCCGACCAAUGUUGAAGUCGACAAACGUGAAGUGACCGAGGCACGCAUCCCACCCGCGAAACGUGCCUAUCAUAUCAGGGAGACUCCCUUGUCCAGUCUGUGGCACAAGAAGGACGACAAAUUCUGGGUUCCGAAAGCCUUUGCAAUCAUGGAUUUACGAAGCCCUUAUGACAACUCAACAGCUCGGGCAUCUGUUCUAACGAGGCUAUAUGCGGAUAUCAUCAACGAUUCCCUGACGGAAUACUCCUAUGACGCAUCGCUAGCAAUGCUUGAAUAUCGCUUCAUCGCCCAUUCCGGUGGACUAUAUGUUGCCAUUAAUGGUUACAACGACAAGAUGUCUGUGCUCGUCCAACAAGUCCUGGAGAAGAUCAAGAACAUAGUUGUGGAUCCUAGUCGACUCGAGAUCAUGAAAGAACAGGUCAAGCGUGAACUGGAAAAUUUCUGGCUCGGACAAUCCUAUACUCUAUCUGAUCAUUUCGCGCGGUAUGCUACCUCCGAAAUCCAGUGGAGCACCGAAGAGAUGCUUCAAGAAUUGCCAACUACAACCGCAGAAGAACUUCAGAAGCAUAUUCGACUCCUGCUCUCCGAAGUCCAUAUGCGCAUUGUUGUUUCUGGAAAUGUCUAUAAGGAUGAAGCGAUUCGCAUUGCGGAAACGAUGGAGCACGGUCUCAGCCCGUCAAGUCGAACGCCAACGGAGCUGAACGAGCACGCAUUGAUUCUACCUCGAGGAACAAACCAUACGUGGACAUGCGUUAUUCCAAACCCGAAUCAGGCCAACUCUGCCCUCACGUACUUUGUCCACCUUGGAUCCGUUGUUGACCAACACCUUCGGGUAACCUCGUCUUUGCUGGUCCAACUGCUGCAAGAACCAGCGUUCAAUGUGCUGCGGACGAAAGAGCAGCUGGGAUACAUCGUGUCGUGUUCAGGCUGGGUUCUCCCUGGGUCCGUAGAGAAAGGAAUUCGGUUUGUUGUCCAAAGCGAGAAGAUGCCAGGCUAUCUUGAGGACCGCGUUGAGGCUUUCUUGGAUGCCAUGAAGACAACCAUCGAGCAAAUGAGUCCGGAGACGUUCGCGGAACACAAGGAGAGCGUGAGGAAGCGGUGGACGGAGAGCGAGAAGAACAUCACCGAGGAAGUCACCCGGUUGGCCUCGCAUGUUAUGAGCGGUCACUAUGACUUCUUGAGAAAUGAGAAGGAUGCCGAAUAUAUUGCCAAUGUCAGCAAAGACGAUGUGUUGAGGCUAUUCCUCUCCGACGUUCACCCAGCUUCGAAGACUCGUGCCAAGUUGUCGAUACACAUGAGGUCUCAGAAGAAGCGGCAACCCAGGAUCAGUCCUGCUGCCGCGGACGCAUUCACUGCCCUUGUGCGAGAAAAGGCAUUGGUUGGGGUCUCCGAUGCUGUUCUAGAAGACGCCCCCCGCGGCGACGAGCCUCAUGAGCCCACCGACUUUGGGAAAUACUGGCUGGGGGUAUUGGGAACAAGCCCAGAUGGCCAGGAAUUGUUGAAAACAGUUCCUGGACUUAUCGCUAAAUUCCCUGUUCCUGGUGAGGGAGAAGACCCACCUCGACCGGGCGUCACAUAUCUUACCGACCUCGGGGCAUUCAGGAAGACUCUGACUGCUUCUGUUGACCCGGGCCCGUUGGUAGACUGGCCAGAUUUGCCUAUUUCCAAGUUCUAG